AUGUUUUCCUUCGCGGAUCGCUUCAAUCAUCCUCUGUCUGCGUGGAAUACAUCCUCUGUGACCGACAUGAGCUUUAUGUUUGCCGGAGCGCCGGCCUUUGACCAACCGCUGUCUGCCUGGGACACGGCAGCCGUCAGGAACAUGAGCGGCAUGUUUUUCCACGCCUGGUCCUUCAAUCAGCCUCUCGACAGCUGGAACACGGCCUCCGUGACCGACAUGAGCAGGAUGUUUGCUGGCGCCGCCGACUUCAACCAGCCCAUUGGCUCUUGGGACACCUCUUCUGUGACGAAUCUCAGU
This is a messenger RNA of Symbiodinium necroappetens, 297 nucleotides long. The record is from the annotation of a GenBank genome assembly. Lineage: Eukaryota; Dinophyceae; Suessiales; Symbiodiniaceae.